Molecule: messenger RNA, 2877 nt
Organism: Cucumis melo (muskmelon)
Lineage: Eukaryota; Viridiplantae; Streptophyta; Magnoliopsida; Cucurbitales; Cucurbitaceae
Product: UTP:RNA uridylyltransferase 1
Exons: 6
Coding region: 242-2497 (751 amino acids)
Molecular function (GO): RNA uridylyltransferase activity
Source: RefSeq, a predicted model, not a curated record
AGAUGAGAUUAAUUUGGUUGAUUUGGAAGAAGAUGGAAAAGACGAAGACGGCAGCAGCGGGAAGGUGGAAACCAAAUCCGAUGAGUAUUUUGGAACAUUUUUCCCACCAUUCUCAAUUCUUUCUUUCAUUCUCAUUCCAAUUCUAAUUCUACCACAAAACCAUUACUUCCUUUCCUACACACACCCACUCUCCUUCUCUCUCUUACUUACCGCCCGCCGCUGACUCCUCCCUCCCCCUUCAAUGGCCGGAGAUGCCGGUGGCGACGGUCACUCUCCCCUUCCACCUCCCUCUAACGGCGGCGAGUUUCUUCUCUCCCUUUUACAACGACCCCCAAAUCGCCAAUCGCAGCAUCUCAAUCUCAAUUCUCUCCCCCACCUUCACCCUUCUUCCUCUAUUGAUCCUGCCGUCGCCGCCGUUGGUCCCUCCCUGACCUCCCUCCCGACGCCCUGGCCUUCCAGUGGUUCCGAUCUUCUCUACCCUAUUCCUCUUUCUCCUUGGUCCCACUCCCACCAGUCCUUAUCUACUCCCAUCGCUCCUAAUUAUGUGGGGUUUCAACAUCUACAGCAGAACCCCUUUCCUCUUCCUCGGAAUCAGUUUGGGGGUGCCCAAUUCGCCGCGACUCAGACUUCGGGUGAUCAAAUUCAAGGUGGUUUUGGGGGUGUUGAUGAUUUUAAGAGACUAGGGUUUCCUGGAAACCAUGAUAGAGCCAACGGUACUGUUGCGCAAAACUUUUCGCAGCAUAACCAACUGGAGAACAAGCUUCAGUUUGGCUCUUUUUCUCCUACUCUAUUUCCUAGGGUUUUGAUUAAUGGGAAUAGUAGCUCUGCCAAAGAUUUAAACCGCGAAGUGGGGUUUAGGGAGACAAUCCCUAAUGGAUUGAAUAGAAAUCAGGGAUUGGAUUCUCAUGGGAAUUCUAACUUUACAUCGUAUGGCAAUUCGAAUCCGAAUGCCAAUGUUCAUUCCUUUCGCCGUGGAGAAUGUGAUUACUCGGAUCAGGAAAGAGGCCGUGUGUUGGGUGAAAACUACAAUUUUCAUCCCCAGGUAAAGACUUCGGAGCUAUCUGGUUUCAUGAGCAAUCCUAAGGGGGGAGGGCACUUGGAUUUUGGGAACAUUAGAAAGAGAGAUUUUGAGCAUGGAGGGAAUAGAGAGAGACCUCGUUCAAGUCAAUUUGGUGAGGGCUCUCACAGGCUUGAACUUGGUGCACAGCUUCAUGAUCCUGUACGACCUUCUAGGAGUGAUCCUCAAUCAGCAUUAGCAUUCAAUAUUGAAGAAAGAGUUUUGAAUUUGGAUUCUGAGAUUGAUGAAGGCAGGCACAGAGAUAGUCAUCAAGGUCAUGACAGUCAGGAACUCGACAACAUAGGUGAACAGCUGGCUGAUUCCUUGUUGCUUGAGGAUGAACCCGAUGAGAAAAGUGAUGCCAAGUUUAUACGUCGAGAGAAGGAUUGCAGGGGGAAUCGACUACUUACACACAGAGAAAGGAUUGCUAGAAAACAUAUAAACUGCCGAGGCGACAUAGAUAUGUUGACAGUUCCUCUCCUUAGGAUUUAUGAAUCCCUGAUCCCUCCUAAAGAAGAAAAGGAAAAACAGAUGCAGUUAUUGACAUCACUAGAGAAAUUGGUGGUUAGUGAAUGGCCUCAUGCGCACCUCUGCCUUUUUGGGUCAUGUGCGAACUCCUUUGGAGUUUCAAAUAGUGAUGUAGAUGUGUGUCUUGUACUUAGAGAUGCUGAUAUUGACAAGUCUGAGAUCUUGCUAAAGUUGGCAGAAAUUCUGCUGUCAGCUAAUUUCCAGAAUGUGCAGGCCCUGACUCGUGCAAGAGUUCCUAUUAUAAAGCUUAAGGACCCAGUGACUGGAGUAUCCUGUGACAUAUGCAUAAACAACGUUUUGGCUGUUGUGAAUACAAAACUUCUUCGGGACUAUGCACAAAUAGAUGUGAGAUUACCACAAUUGGCAUUUAUUGUGAAGCAUUGGGCCAAGUCUAGAGGUGUAAAUGAAACAUACCAGGGAACACUUUCUAGCUAUGCGUAUGUUUUGAUGUGCAUCCAUUUCUUACAACAUCGAGACCCUCCUAUCCUACCUUGUUUACAGGAAACAAAGAUUGUUACUUAUCACAAAAUUGUGGAUAAUAUUGAAUGUGCGUACUUUGACCAAGUUGAAAAGCUAAAAACUUUUGGAUCCCGUAACAAGGAAACUGUUGCUCGCCUCGUCUGGGGUUUCUUCCAUUAUUGGGCAUAUUGUCAUGAUUAUGCCAACACCGUUGUAUCUGUCCGUACUAAAAACACUGUCAGCAAGAGAGCAAAAGAUUGGACAAGGAGGAUCGGCAAGGAUCGCCAUUUGAUAUGCAUAGAGGAUCCGUUUGAGACAUCUCAUGACCUAGGUCGAGUUGUUGAUAAGUAUAGUAUCAAAGUUUUGAGAGAAGAAUUUGAACGUGCUGCUACUAUUCUACAGACCUAUCCAAACCCAUGUGAAAAGCUCUUCGAACCCUUCGUCCCAAGUUAGUCACUUUUUUUAGAAAAGAUAUAUAUUAUCGAAGAGAGGUAUCUAAGAAUUCAGUUAUUAUGUUCAUAGCUAGUGAAGGUUGGUUGUAUAGGUGGUUCUCCGUGGUGUUUUUUUUCUUCUUAAAUUAUUUAUGUUUCAAGUGUAUGAUUUUUGUGGAAACGUGUUAUGGUGGUCUGUACAUCAUCGUAGAAUUUUGGUUUAGCCACCUCCUAAUCUUUCUACCAUUCUAAGAUAUUGUAGAAAAUAGGAUAUUUUUCCUUACCACCAUUUCCUGGUGUAAUGUUAAAAAAACUUUCCUAUUUUUUAUAUGGAUGAAGAGAAUGCUAAUGUUAAAAAUAGGUGUGGUGAUGGAAAUUAUGAGAAUUUAAGUUAUUAUCUCA